This is a messenger RNA of Sclerotinia trifoliorum, 2107 nucleotides long. The record is from the annotation of a GenBank genome assembly. Lineage: Eukaryota; Fungi; Ascomycota; Leotiomycetes; Helotiales; Sclerotiniaceae.
UUGUUCAGGACAGUUUGGCUUAGCUGUACCGGGCUUCUAUGAUGAAAAUGAUAUUGAUGAUGCACGUCUCCCACGAAGAUGGCUUAUGAAGAUAACCGUGGCACGUUCGAAGAAAUGGAGUUGUUCUAGGAGCCCUUACUAGUUAUACUGCAUAUUCCGUAUGUGCCCAGCUCCCCCUCACCACUCUCAACACUGGCACAGAGGGGCAGCUCGAUUUUGAUAGUUACCUAACACAUAGUGAGCAUCAAGCAAGGCCAUUAACAGGCUUUACCACUCCAGAAUUUACUUUCCACACCCACCUCGGGUAUUCACUUUGGGUAUCCGCCUAAGAUAAAUAUACAUUGCCAUCUGCACAUCAACAUAUUCUACCCUCUUGUGACUAUAGCCCAUCCCUCGGACGACAUCUCUCGUCGAUAGAUAUCAUCCGUGGUGGACUAUGCCUGGAUGAACUAAAAUUCAUGUAGAUCCGAUCUAACUUAACUAGCACAUCGCACAUUGGAAAAAUCUGAAUUCGCCAAAAAUUCCUACCCUAGCAUCAUAAUCGAGGAUCUCGCUCGAGUUUUUAUUACAACAUUAAGCGAAAAGUGCAAUUGAGUAUACACAAGAUCCUUCAAUCGUAUUGAAUCUCUUUCAAUACGACGGUAAGGGGUUGUGCCACUCACUUCUACACAUCUUCGCUCAAUUCGCUCCAUACGGCACCUCAAUUUGCACUCAGCAACAGCUUUUCAACUCAACACAGAUAUCACCACUACCUCUUGUAGCCGUCGUAUCACCAAUAGGUCUAUCAAACUUAAGGCUUCAUACUAGAACACCCACCUCUUUGGUAGUCUUCAAGAUGUCGUCUCCACCACCAUUAUCAUCCGGCAAUGGAAAUAGCGAGUCAACCUUUCCAGGUGUACCUGGCAGGUCUUUCGAAACUGCGAAUUCUACUAUGAGACAUUCCGAUUCUAUCGUCCCAUUCAUGCAAUCGUCCUCAUCAUCCUCCCAGGCCACGCCAUCCCCAACCGUAUCUUCAUCUUCCCUCGUCUCUAGUCAAGCUACAAGCAUCUCGUCUUUUGCUUCAACCUCAACCAUGGGCCAGAAAGCUGAACCAUCCGUUGAACCAUCUAUAUCAGCCGCAAAUUCGACCACGCCAGCCAACCCAUCAUCGAUCGACACAAGUAAUAAAAAAUCCGAUGAAGACAAGAAGAGGGAGAUGAGCGGUGCACUUGGUCAAGCUGGAACCUCGGGACGUGCAAAGAGAACUAGGACAGUUUUGAACACGGCAGAGGGUGCUGAACAAAUCAGCGGCGAAUUGAAUGAAAUCAACAUCAUUUAUAACACCGGCGACUCAAUUGGAAAGAGAAUGACACGCGCUGUGAAGGCAAAGUCUGAUACAGUCAAGCAUGGUGCUGAAUCUGCCAGCGCUAAUUCCAGCCAAGCUUAUACAAUGCCAGCCCCAAACGGCAAUGGAAAAGGGACCGGAGACACGCUUUCCAAUGUCAACCGAGAACCUACAAAGGGGGCGUCAAAACCUAAGCGUAAUAAAAAGCUGGUCAAUGGCGAGGCAACAGAUGAGCAGCUUCUUCCUAACGCAAAGAGACAGAAGACCAAGGCUCAAUCGCGUCAACCUGUUGAAAGUAAGAAGGUUGUCCCGUGUGGCGACGCCCAAUUUUUAUGGCUUAAGUUCCAAUCAAAGGAAGUUAAAAAACAGGCCUCAUAUAAGGACCUGGUUGGUACGAGCGGAAAAGUCAAAAGUGACAAGUACGUCAAGAAAGAGAUACUGGGCGAGAAAGUUUCAGUACCUGUCGGCGCAUGUUUCGAGCCCCAGAAAAUCGAAAACCCAGAACCCCUCUCUAAUAAAGAGCAGGCCCGCAGGCAAAAAACUUUCAGCUUCAAAGUUUAUUUUCCUCCUGAGUUUGGAAGGUUCUUCUCGCAGGGGGCAGUAGAAUACAUACAUUAUAAUCUCGACACCACUUCUCAUGAGAAUUUGAAGCUAAUGGAGAAGAUUAAGACAUCUAUGGCAGAGGCGAAAAAGAAGGGGGAAAAAUUUUGGUUUGAAACCAUGGAGGACUUUUAACUUCGCCCAUUUUUCCACGACACAGCGCACAUUCGUUAUGUAGACAUA